Molecule: messenger RNA, 2438 nt
Organism: Exophiala mesophila
Lineage: Eukaryota; Fungi; Ascomycota; Eurotiomycetes; Chaetothyriales; Herpotrichiellaceae
Exons: 5
Coding region: 165-1133 (322 amino acids)
Biological process (GO): intracellular protein transport; retrograde transport, endosome to Golgi
Cellular component (GO): endosome; retromer complex
Source: RefSeq, a predicted model, not a curated record
GCCAUUCUCCGCGGUCAAUCGACAUCAGCUACCAACUGCCAGCGUUGGAAUCCUGGCUCUCCAUACACAAGUACUCACCCAUCUCAGACCUUGUCAAUUGCCAAUGUUCAUGACCAACGUCAGCACAUAAACCAUCCGCUCGUUCCGUCACCACCACUCUCACCAUGUCUUCCUACUUCUUCUCCACCCCCGUCGACAUUGACAUCGUUCUCGAAGACACAGACGAUCGGCAGACGGUGGAUGUCAAGCUCGACAAGAACAGAAGGGAAAAGGCCCCCCUGUAUCUCGAUGGCGAAUCCGUGAAAGGCGCCGUCACCAUCAGACCGAAAGAUGGCCGCCGCUUAGAGCACACUGGAAUCAAGGUCCAGUUCAUUGGUCUCAUUGAGAUGUUUUUCGACAGAGGUAAUCACUACGAGUUCUUAUCGCUCGGUCAGGAACUCGCUGCCCCCGGCGAACUGCAACAUCCUCAGACCUUCCCCUUCAAUUUCAAGAACGUCGAAAAGCAAUAUGAAUCAUACAACGGCAUCAACGUCAAACUGCGCUAUUUUGUCAGAGUUACAGUAUCACGAAGGAUGGCAGAUGUGAUUCGGGAAAAGGACAUUUGGGUCUACUCGUACCGGAUACCCCCCGAAACGAACAGUUCUAUCAAGAUGGAUGUCGGUAUCGAGGACUGCUUACAUAUCGAAUUCGAGUAUUCCAAGAGCAAAUACCAUCUAAAAGAUGUCAUCGUUGGCCGAAUAUACUUCUUGCUGGUCAGACUCAAAAUCAAGCACAUGGAAUUGUCCAUCAUCCGACGAGAAACAACUGGGGUCGCACCGAAUCAAUACAACGAAAGCGAGACGCUGGUUCGAUUUGAGAUCAUGGACGGCUCUCCAUCGAGAGGCGAAACCAUUCCGAUCAGACUGUUCCUUGGAGGCUUUGACCUUACACCCACUUUCCGCGAAGUCAAUAAAAAGUACUCGACUAGAUACUAUUUGAGUCUGGUCUUGAUUGAUGAAGAUGCCCGCCGGUAUUUCAAGCAAUCAGAAAUCGUUCUCUUCCGCCAACAACCCGAGACACCUCCACAGCUGGUCACAGAUAAUCCCAGUGUUGGUGGAAAGCCUCCUACCCAACCCUUACUCACACCUGCUUGAUCAUAACGUCAAGUUCUACAGUAAUUAAAACAUAAUAUAUCUGGCUAUGGGUGCCGGACUCAAUCUACCAGUCCUCCUCCUGAUGACCCUUGGUCAGUGAGCUAUUGGACCAUGCCACCAUCGUUGACGCAGGUUGUCCUCGGAGAUUGCCUGGGGUCAUGGUGAGGUUCACCGGUAUACUUCGCCAGUAUCGAUUGUGUCAGCUCGAAUGGAAAUGGUGUGAAACUCGAGCUCCUCGUACGAUCGCCCAAUCGACGGAGCACUCAUAGAAUGCCCCUCUCCAACGAUCAGAGGUCAUUUGGAAAAGCUCUCCCGCCAUAGACCACCUUAUGAGGUUCAGCUACUGCCCAGAAUUGACACGAACCUUGUUUUUCAUUUUCUAGCAGAUAUCUCGAACAUUUCCUCUAUCACCUGUAUUUCCCCUCGGCUUUUGAUUCGUAUCUAAUAUUGGAACAUCACCAUCCUUCACUGAUGGAGGCAGUCCACUUCUCCAGGGCCACCUCAAUGCCACGUCCCGCUUCAUCUGCCUGCCAAGCACCUUCACCACUCAAACGGGGGAGAUCUCGCCAGAAUUUGGACACCUGCAGGAGCAAAGGGUACAGGAUGCGAAGAUGCUCUUUGCCGUCCUCGACCGUGCCCCGUUGGCCUAGCACACGGCCCUGGUCGCCGCCCAAUUUGCCCGCGGCCGUGGCUGCUAGAAGCGCUCGCCCGUUGCUGCGGAGGUCAACAAACUUGGAGAGAAUGGUGUGUAAUUCAGCCUGUUGCGCUACUGGCGGGGGAGUCAGUCCUCGCAAGCGUUGAUCUGAAAGGAACGUCUUGAUUGGGUGGACGACGCGGAGUAAAAGGUACGGUGCAGCGUUUUCGGAGAGCGUCUGUGACGGGCGAGGCUGCUCAUUUGAAGUUGCAUUCACUUCCUUCUGCCUGACAAGGCUAAAUAGUGCGUCGAGAGCUGCAUAGCAGAUUCUUCUUCGGCUAGGGAAGACCGGUCGAUGAACGCUUCCCGCUCGGAGAAUAAACAGGCCUUGUAACGGUGUCUUCUCGAGAUCCUCAGGCAUGUCGUUGAACCAGGGCUUGGCUAGAAGAGAAGCAUUGAAAACCGAAACAGCGUAUCGUCUACACGUCUGGGCUGUCAAUCUGUCGCUCUGCGACAGGGUGACGAUGUUCCGGUGGAGAAGUUGGAAAUGCUCAAUAUCAAAUGUUUCAUCCUCGAUCAAAGUUUCUUCCUUGUACCUCGCCUCUGUUCCUGUCAGUCCACCAGGACCUAGCAUGUUCUGACUCAGGCCAAUCAACGGUUCUGAUAUCGUG